Messenger RNA from Branchiostoma floridae (Florida lancelet), 3037 nucleotides. Its product is annotated as transcription factor E2F5-like. Lineage: Eukaryota; Metazoa; Chordata; Leptocardii; Amphioxiformes; Branchiostomatidae. The record is from RefSeq and is a predicted model, not a curated record. Gene Ontology annotation, cellular component: RNA polymerase II transcription regulator complex. Gene Ontology annotation, molecular function: protein dimerization activity; RNA polymerase II cis-regulatory region sequence-specific DNA binding; DNA-binding transcription factor activity, RNA polymerase II-specific. Gene Ontology annotation, biological process: regulation of transcription by RNA polymerase II. The coding region runs from base 20 to 1105 and encodes 361 amino acids. The transcript is spliced from 8 exons.
AUUGCACCCCAAAUAUCCCAUGCUGCCUUGCGCCCAACGUUCCACAUCCGGGAAGUUCAAGAUGAAUAUGGCGGACGCGUCUCCAGCCGGGCCGAGUAGGCACGAAAAAAGCCUCGGUCUUCUCACUACAAAGUUCGUCACCCUCCUCCAAGAGGCGAAAGAUGGAGUUUUAGAUCUUAAAGUGGCUGCAGACACUCUGGCUGUCAGACAGAAGAGAAGAAUCUAUGACAUCACCAAUGUUCUGGAGGGCAUCGGUCUCAUCGAGAAGAAAUCUAAAAACAGUAUUCAAUGGAAGGGCGCAGGUCCAGGCUGUAACACCACAGAGAUCUCCAACCGUCUGGGUGAGCUGAAGGAUGAGCUGGAGGCCCUGGAGAGGAAGGAGGCUGAGCUGGACCAGCAGCGGCUCUGGGUGCAGCAGAGCAUCAAGAACGUGACGGAAGACGUGGAGAACCACCGGCUGGCCUACGUCACGCACGAGGACCUCUGCAGGUGUUUCAGAGGAGACACACUUCUAGCGGUCCAGGCCCCCUCAGGGACACAGUUAGAGGUGCCCAUCCCAGAGGCAGCGUCACAACCACAGGGCAAGAAGUACCAGAUUCACCUCAAGAGUCACUCCGGUCCCAUCUACGUCCUGCUGGUCAACAAGGACACGUCCAGCUCCAGCCCGGUGGUGGUGCCGGUCCCCCCGCCGGACAUGCCGGGCGUACAGCAACCGGGCACACCAGCUAAAGUACCGCAGCAGACGGUUCCACUGGUACAGCAAGGUGUCUCCGCCCCAGGCAAGUCUGGGCUCCCACAAACAGUAGCAGCCUCCCCCAUGGACACCAUGAGUUUACCUGCCCCCACCCAACCCUCACCUGUCAAACCUGGUCUGGCACCAACACUGGGUGGAGAAAUUCAUGCUUUCGGGGACAUCGGUGGACUCUUCGACCCCUCAAAAGAUCCAUCCAUGGAUGGAGAGUUUAUAGAUGAACUGAUGGCAUCAGAAGCUUUCGCACCUCUCCUGAGGUUGUCUCCGCCCCCUGGUGACCAUGACUACCAUUUCAACUUGGACGACUCGGAAGGCGUCUGCGACCUCUUCGAUGUCCCCAUGUUGGACCUCUAGAGACAACGGCAGCUGUUCUUACAAAUAAACAAACAAACAAGCGAAGAUCACAUCUGGAAAGGACCUGUUUGUUGCUGAAUAAGCUACUGUACAGUUUUGUUGGACAGGAUAUGGUUUUUAUGUAGGUAGAAGUACUACACAUAUUAUCUGUAUAUAUAGAAGUAGCCAAGAUGACUUGACAAACAAACAAUAAAAGUACCAUCAUUCUCCACCUGCUGGUUAGUAUCAGGUGCAGUACCAUUACUAGGCAACAGGUGUCUCUUCUGUACAAAGAUUUGUCACCACUCAUUCAGGCACAAAUCGAAAUGUCACUAAAAAGCAUAUUUCUGCUAUUCUUUACAGUGUAUUCUUUCUUGUGUAUCCGUCUAGAUGUUGUGUUUUCAUGAUUGAUUUUAACAAGAGCAUCCGUUGGCAAGGGAUGUAAAAAAAAAAGACGGAUCAAGUUUUAUAUUAGCUGUAGGAAUUAUUUUGUAUAUGUAGAGUUGAAACAUGUUAUUUGUAACUGAUGUUAUGGUGCUGAGUCUAUUGUGUAAUGACCUUUCUGUAACACAAGUCUUUGUAUGGCUGCUUACAUGCCUACCAGCCAUCAGCAGUUUACUUUUGUCUCAAAAUCAUCUGAUAAUUUAGACAUCACCAUGACUAAUGGCAUUGUUAAUUUACCAGUAGCACUUAAGUGGUAUGGCAUGUGUCAACUUCAGGUCCAAUACACUACAGAGGUAUUCUGUCUCUAAAUGCUGGAAGAUGUGCACACAAAUUGAUGAUGUUUUCUAAACCUGGGAAGAUGUGCACAGGAAUUGAUGAUGUUUCCUAUACCUGGGAAGAUGUGCACAGGAAUGGAUUAUGUAUUCCUAAACCUGAUGAUAUAUUUGGCAGAAAUAUCCUUACCAUGCAUUGUCCAAGGUCAAAUGUCUGUAAGCCUGCAAACAUGCUUAUCAUACAAUAUCAGGGCAACCUAAACAAUGACAAAUCUCCCAGUUCAGUCAUACAAAGUGCAGUGGGCCUUAAAGCAAGAGGUGAACAAAGGGUCAGGAGUUAUUUAUUUUAAAUAGUCUCCUUUUCACAAUGAUGUUAGGUGAAGUCUCCAAACAGAGGUUAGGCUUCAGCUUGUUAGGCUUAUCUUUUUUGGUUGUUUUUAAAAUUGGCUUCCUGUUUUGUCAGGUUUACUUUUUGUCUGUAAGUCAAAGAAGAAAACCUAACAAAAUAAAAAGGCAGUCAGAAAAUUCAUCAACAAAAAGCUAAAGCCUAUUCUGUGCUAGGAGUCAGGGCAAGUUAGGUGUGUCUAGUGGUGAGUGUAGCUUAUACUUCAACCAGUGUACCAAAGUUUGUCAUUUUCAUUACUACAAGACAUAGUGUUAUUCGUAAGCUAUCUGUAAGUCCGAAAUACACACUAUUUGUCUAUACAAGCAUUGUAUUACCAUUACAUAUAGAUACUUUGCUUACGUCUAAGAUCUUUAAAAAAAGCUUACUUCUAAGAUCUUUAAAAAAAGCUAUCCUUUUGUACUUUGAUCAAGGAAUCUGGUGUGUAAUAUAAUGUAGAUAUGGAAAUCAUUUUUUUUAAAGAGAAAAUGGUUAGAUUGUAGGUGUAUUUUAUGAAUGGUUCAUAUUAACAUAGUAGUUAUAUUGUUUGAAUCAUUGUUUUUUAAUCAAAAAUUGUAUAAAAAAGUCUUUGUUAUAGUUAGGGAAAAUUCACGUCGAGCAACAGUCUUUGUUAUGGCAUUCUGAUGGCUUUCUGCAAGCACAGGUUAGGACUCUGGAGCAGUACGAAUUCCCAGCCACUGAAAUCCCCCAAAGCAAUCUCUGCUUGGAGAAUAUGUUUUGCAAAUUCCUGAUAAUUUUUGACAUAGUCUGCAUUAAGCACGGUAUUGCUCAAGGUGAAUAGUCCCAACCUACUUGGUUUGAUGUUCAUGUUUUCAAUAAAAUGUUUAAAAUUCG